AUGGAUUCUGAAUCAAGGAGUAGUUUAAUGGGAAGCUUUCUUCAGCCACCAGACGAGGUGUUUCCUGCAGGCUUUGCUAAUGUAGAAUCAAAGAAGUUGGCAGCUGUUGGUGGUGACAGACCUUCUAUCCCCAAUAACCAAGCUGUGCUGGCAGCCCUGAAAACUCUCCAAGAAAAGAUCCACCGUCUAGAGGUGGAGAAGUCACAGGCUGAAGAUAAUCUGAGCAGCCUCUCCAUUGCAGCUGCUCAGUAUAAGAAGACCUUAGAGCAGGAGUCCCACAGAAAGGACACAGCACAUCAAGAGCUGAUGCAGCAGAGGAAAGAGAUAAGUGUGCAGUUAAGUGCAGCACAAUCCCGCUGCUCCCUGCUGGAGAAACAGCUGGAUUACAUGAAGAAAAUGGUUUCCAGUGUGGAACUGGAAAAGAAAACGAUUUUAGAACACCAGAAAGAGGAAGAUCAAAACUGGUUGGAAUUGCAUGCAAAACUUGAAAAGCUUGAAUUGCUGGAAAAAGAGUGUCUCAAACUUACUGCUACUCAGAGAAUCGCAGAGGACAAAAUCAAACACUUAGAAGAAAAGCUUUGUAAAGAAGAGCAUCAGCAUAAGCUUCUACAAGACAAAACUGCUCAGCUUGAAACAGGAUUUGAAGUAAGCAGAAUUUUGAUGUCUUCAGCACCAUCUCAAAAAGAACCUAAAAAGGAAAAUGGGAAGAAGAAAAAAACUAAGAAGAGAAAUCCCACAAUGAAGAAAACGCACCUUUCACAGUUACACGUAAGGGCUGGUGAACUGCCUUUUGUGGCUGGGAAGUCUGUCAGCUCCAGCCACUCUGUCAGUGCAAACGUGCAGAGUGUGCUGCAUCUCAUGAAGCAUCGCAGCCCAUGGAUCUCAUCACGGAGCCAAGGAGGAGCUACACCUGGGAUUUCAGGAUGCAAUGCACUUUCAGAACCUGAAUCCUCUUGGGCCCCAUCACCUGCUGCCACCAGAAGACUUUCGGACCAUCUGUUGGCCCUACAGGACGAGCUGGGCCAAAUGAGCUUUAGGUAUCAAGAACUUGUGAAGCAGAUACAGGAGACUCAAGACUCCAGAGUUUGUGAAGACCUAGAACAGAAGCUGGAUUGCCUUGUUCAACACAUGGAGUUCAAAGGAGAACAAAUAUCCACGCUGAAAAAGCAUCAGGCUGCUGUACAGAAAGUCAAGAGAAAAACUCAGAAAUUGAAGCAAGGGGCAGCUCAUGUCAAACCAAAUCAUGGUGACCCAAAGGAAGCAAAGGAGAUUGCAGUUACUGUAAGGGAAAGUAUGUCUAAAUCUUGUUCUGGGCAGAGAAGCAGAAGCUCUCUUCAGCUGCUAAAAAAUGUGCAGAAACUUCAGUCAGCACUGAAAAAAGAUGAUAUCAUGUGGGAACAAUAG
Messenger RNA from Chaetura pelagica (chimney swift), 1404 nucleotides. RefSeq names its product centrosomal protein 57kDa-like 1 (gene CEP57L1). The transcript has 10 exons. NCBI's taxonomy places the organism in Eukaryota, Metazoa, Chordata, Aves, Apodiformes, Apodidae. The record is from RefSeq and is a predicted model, not a curated record. Gene Ontology annotation, cellular component: centrosome. Gene Ontology annotation, molecular function: identical protein binding; microtubule binding; gamma-tubulin binding. The coding region runs from base 1 to 1404 and encodes 467 amino acids.